GGUCCCCAGUCCCCCCGCCCCCACCGAGAGACCCCUCCCACUCCAGGGACAGCCCCUCUCAGAGGGAUCCCCCAGCCCAGUGCCCUGUCCCUGUCCCCGUCCCCCCAGAGCAGGCCCCAGGGUCCUGCCUCUUCCAGCCCCCCGAGAGACAGCAAGACCAGCCCCACCCCCCAGGGCUGAUGGGCUCCCAGCCAACUCUGCCGCCAGCCCGGAGGGAGUCCCCCUCUCACGUCCAUGCCAUGUCCUCCACAGCAAGAUCCGCCCUGGGAGCCUGACCCCCCUUCUCCACUGAGUAUAUUUGCUCUUCCCCCCAGGGACCCCUCCAACUUUGGGGCCCUCCCUCAGAGACCCCCUCCUCAAGGCUUCCCCCCAGACAAUGCUGUAAAGUUUGGGGGAGCAGGGGAGAGGGCAGCCGGACUUGUACUGGGGCCCAGCCACACACAGCUGGGCCAGUCCUAGGUGCCUGCUUGCCACCCCAGGUACAUGGCAGUAGCUGGGAGUCAGGACCCCUGGGUUCUGUUCCCAGUUCUGGGGGGAUGCAGUGGUGUCUGGUGGUGAGAACUGGGAGGCUGGGAGCCAGGACUCCUGGGUUCUAUGCCUGACCCUGGCAGAGACUUGCUGGGUUGCUCCAGAUGUGUCUGUUCCCCUCUCAGUGGCUCAAUUUCCCUCUCUCUAGACAGGGGCUAUCCUUGGGCUCUCAGGUGUGAAACCAGCCAGUCCCCAGCAGGGCUGAACGCCGCUGCCUGUUCCUCACCCCCUCACACUCCAGGCACUGGCCCAGCCUCAGGCGCCCUGGGGAGAGGCUCAGAACCAGGCAGGGUAGCAGCACCCAUGCCCGGCAUAGCCCCUGAUGUCAGAUUUCCAAAUGAGUAUGGUGGGGAGCCAGCAUCCUCACUGCAGCUACUGCGGGCCUGUACCACCAGCAGCUGUGCAGGGGUGCCCGGAGCCCAGCCCCUGCCUUGGCCCCCCUCCUGGGGCGCUCUGCCUCCCCAGCGCCCAUUCCCUUUCUCCUGCCCUGCCAGGGGCUGUGCACCAGGGGGCUCUGGGGCCUGGGCAAGGAGCCAGAGCUCAGCCAGGCUCCGCUGGGCGUGCGCUCCUCCCCCCGGAGCGGGCAUGGUCCGCUCCCAGCAUCGAGCGGCUCGGAGCAUCCUCAAGGUACCACGGGCGCAUUGAAUUAGCUGCAUCCCGGAGGAGGCACAGGGAGCGGAGCCGUCUGCAGGGCGCCCGGGGCACCUGGGGAUACAGGGGAGCCCAUCCCAGAGUCUCUCCAGCUCUGGCAGCGACCGUCGAAGGGUUCCCAUGAAGGGCGAAACCCCCGUCAACAGUACCAUGAGCAUCGGGCAGGCCCGCAAGAUGGUGGAGCAGCUCAAGAUUGAGGCCAGCAUGUGCCGGAUAAAGGUAUCCAAGGCAGCAGCUGAUCUGAUGACAUACUGUGAUGCCCACGCCUGCGAAGACCCACUCAUCACCCCGGUGCCCACCUCCGAGAACCCGUUCCGUGAGAAGAAGUUCUUCUGUGCCCUGCUCUGAGCCCUGCCUGCCCCACCCCUCAGCUACAGCCGCCGUGUAAUCCCCUCUUAGCCUCUCCCCUGACCCUGCCUGGGUGAUUGGGCACGACUUCCCAGGUAGGGCCUGACCCACCGCCAAACUCUCAGGCCCUCCUAGGACCAACUUUGGAGCUGGGUGUUUGGCUGGGACCACUCCCCCAACCCACACAAACUUCCACAGACAGGGCACCUGCCCAGAGCACAAGCCCCCAAGGCCCCUCCCCUUCAGGGGGAACCUGCCCCACCCCUACCACACACACAUCAAAGCAGGAGGGGGUUUCACACCUCAUCCUGGCAGGAGUCACACCAAGACCUGCUCCCCUCUCCAGGCCUGAGGCAGCUGAAGCUGCAGGCCCAUCCCCAGCAGCAUCACACUGACCCCGAAUCACCCCAAUUCCAUUAGGGGGGAGGGUGUUAGCUCCCAGCCUGCUGCUCCUGGGUGCCAAAGGGGGAAAGAGGCCCAUCUCCUUCCCCCAGGGCUGGAGGGGCAGUGCCCAGAUUGCAGGGCUGAGCCGCCCCACACAAUGUAAACUGAGACCUUGAGAAUAAAGUAACAGG
Molecule: messenger RNA, 2102 nt
Organism: Mauremys mutica (yellowpond turtle)
Lineage: Eukaryota; Metazoa; Chordata; Testudines; Geoemydidae
Gene: GNG3
Product: G protein subunit gamma 3
Exons: 3
Coding region: 1300-1527 (75 amino acids)
Biological process (GO): G protein-coupled receptor signaling pathway
Cellular component (GO): heterotrimeric G-protein complex
Molecular function (GO): G-protein beta-subunit binding
Source: RefSeq, a predicted model, not a curated record